Lymnaea stagnalis (great pond snail) is the source of this 675-nucleotide messenger RNA. The record is from the annotation of a GenBank genome assembly. NCBI's taxonomy places the organism in Eukaryota, Metazoa, Mollusca, Gastropoda, Lymnaeidae.
AUGUUCACGCGGUGGCAGCUCACGGACGAGGAGCGCGUGUUUCUCAAUGCCGCCUACCUUGGAGAUGUGGGGAUCGUGCGCCAGUCACUGGAAGAUUCUGUGGAAAGCUCGCUGAAUGUCAACUGCGUGGAUUACAUGGGUAGGAACGCCCUGCACCUGGCCAUCGACUCGGAGAAGCUGGACGUCAUCGAGAUCCUGCUGGACAACCUCAGCUUCAACUGCAUCGAGGAGGCCCUGCUGCACGCCAUCUCCAAGGGCGCCACGAAGAUCGUCAAGCUGAUCAUCGAGCACCCGAACUUCAUGGCGGGCGAGGACAAGCUGAAGCGCAUGGGCGGCGGGGACGCGUUCUUCCGGCUGGAGGAGAAGAGCCAGUUCCCGCCGGACAUCACGCCGCUGAUCCUCGCCGCCCACUACAACAACCAUGAGAUUAUCCAGAUGUUCCUGUCCAGGAACCACACCAUCGAAAAGCCCCACCCCAUUUCUUGUAAGUGCCAGGACUGCGUGACCAAACAGAACUACGACUCGUUGAAGAGGUCGAGGUCGCGCUUGAACGCUUACCGCGCCCUGGCGAGUCCGGCUUACAUGGCUCUGUCCAGCCCAGACCCUAUCAUGACGACCUUUGAACUCAGGCAGGAAAUGAUGAAAUUAGCGGAAGUUGAGAAAGAAUUUAAGGUG